AUGAAUCUGCAGCGGAUUGGUAAUUUGGCCGCGGCGAUCGUUGCAUUGACAGCCUGUCUAUGGCCCCUCUCAGUACAUGCGGACGAACAUAACCAUGUGUACGUCAAGGGCGAAGAAGUCGUGGCCUGGAUGGACACUGUAGGACCACUCAACAAUCGACAAGAAACAUACCCGUAUUAUCAGCUUCCUUUCUGCCCAGGCACGAGCAGUGUUGAACACCACCACGAAACUUUGGGUGAAGCCUUACAAGGCAUGGAUCUUAUCAACUCUGGUAUUCCUAUUCGAUAUUUAGAACCAGUCAAGCAUGGCCUCAUUUGCCGCAAGACUUUCAAAGAUUAUGAUGUUCCUUCAAUGCUUUAUGCAAUCCACAAAGAUUAUUGGUAUACAAUGUUUAUUGAUGAUCUACCAGUAAGAGGUCCAGUGGGCAUGGUGACUGACGAUGCAGGAACCGAUGAUGAGGACCAUGUUGGGCAUGAUCCACGUUGGAGUCACACCUACUUGUACACUCACAAGAACUUUGCAAUUGAAUACAAUGACGACAGGAUUAUUCAUGUCAAAUUGGAAUAUGGCAACCCUGUUGAAUUACCUACCAGCCCACAGUCAAUGGAUAUCGAGUUUACUUAUUCAGUCGAAUGGACACCUACCGAUGUUACUUUUGAUAACCGCUUCCAACGUCUUUUGGAGACCGAUUUCUUUGAACAUAAGGUGCAUUGGUUAUCCAUCUUUAGCUCAUUCAUGAUGGUGCUAUUCUUGACGGGCCUAGUAUCUGUUAUUUUAUUACGCACAAUCAAACGAGACUAUGCACGCUAUGACCGUGAGGAAGGAUUGGAUGAUUUCGAUCGGGAUCUUGGUGAUGAUUAUGGAUGGAAACAAGUACAUGGUGAUGUUUUCAGACAACCUCCUCGGCUCAUGUUCAUGUCGGCGUUGAUGGGUACUGGAUGCCAGUUGGUGAUCUUGUCAGGUGUUGUGAUCCUUUAUACCAUCAUGGGCGACUUGUACGCAGAACGUGCUACCAUUUUGACGGCCACCAUUUUCCUUUACGCAUUGACAUCAGGAGUUGCUGGUUACACGAGUGCACGUUAUUAUGCUCGUUAUGGUGGCAAGGAUUGGGUGCGUAAUGUCUUGCUUACGGCUGCCAUUUGGCCAGGAGCUGUGUUCCUUAUCGGUGGUUACAUCAACAGCGUCGCCAUUUACUACUCAAGUUCGCGUGCCAUUGCAUUUUCCAUUAUUUUGGCCAUGGCAGCAAUUUGGAUCUUCUUGUGCUUCCCAUUGACACUGCUUGGUGCUAUCAUUGGUCGCAACUGGGGUAGCAAGGCUGAUUUCCCAUGCCGGGUCAAUCCUAUUCCACGCCCCAUCCCUGACAAGGUGUGGUAUGCUGAACCUAUGGUUAUCAUUGCUAUGGGUGGUGUUCUCCCAUUUGGAUCCAUUUUUAUCGAAAUGUACUUUAUCUUCACCUCGUUUUGGACGUACAAGAUUUACUAUGUCUAUGGUUUCAUGUUGCUGGUUUUCAUUAUCCUGCUCAUUGUCAGUGCAUGCGUGGCCAUUGUAAGCACCUAUUUCCUUCUCAACUCGGAGGAUCAUCGAUGGCACUGGCUCAGCUUCAUGACAUGUGCAUCGACUUCUCUUUAUGUAUAUCUUUAUUCUGUAUAUUACUUUUUCGCCAAGACAAAGAUGACUGGCAUGUUUCAGACGAGCUUUUACUUUGGUUAUACGGCGCUGAUAGCAUUGGGCAUGUUCUGUAUGCUAGGCUUCGUGGGACAUUCUGCAGCAACGCUUUUUGUACGCAGGAUAUAUCAAAAUGUCAAGAUUGAUUAA
Messenger RNA from Lichtheimia ornata, 1815 nucleotides. RefSeq lists its product as uncharacterized. The transcript has 12 exons. The coding region runs from base 1 to 1815 and encodes 604 amino acids. The record is from RefSeq and is a predicted model, not a curated record. Gene Ontology annotation, cellular component: membrane. Gene Ontology annotation, biological process: protein localization to membrane. NCBI's taxonomy places the organism in Eukaryota, Fungi, Mucoromycota, Mucoromycetes, Mucorales, Lichtheimiaceae.